Trametes versicolor FP-101664 SS1 is the source of this 927-nucleotide messenger RNA. RefSeq names its product TBP-domain-containing protein. Lineage: Eukaryota; Fungi; Basidiomycota; Agaricomycetes; Polyporales; Polyporaceae. The record is from RefSeq and is a predicted model, not a curated record. Gene Ontology annotation, biological process: DNA-templated transcription initiation. The transcript has 4 exons. The coding region runs from base 1 to 927 and encodes 308 amino acids. Gene Ontology annotation, molecular function: DNA binding; RNA polymerase II general transcription initiation factor activity.
AUGUCUUUCGCACUCCCCUCUCGCCAGGUCACCUUCGGUCGCCCCGCUGCGCAGACCCAGCAGUAUCAGCAGAGCCAGCCCCAGCCGUACGGACAAUCGCAGCCGCAGCCCCAGCAGGCCAACGGCCUAGCGCUUCCCUACCCAUCGAGCUCUUACCUCCCCGGCCCGUCCAGCCUUGCUCUCCCCGGACCAUCCGCGACUCAGUAUUCCUCCCAACCACAGCCUGCUCAGUCACAGCAGCAACAAUCUCAGCAGCCGACACAGUCCCAAUCCCAGACGGUGGUCGGCAGCAGCCAGCCCAUCGCUGGUCCCUCCUCUCCUCCCUCUACUGUCCCGGCGACGCCUGCGCCGCUCACGCUCGAGCAGCAGCACAUCACCGCCGUCGAGGGUAUCGUCCCCACGCUCCAGAACAUUGUCGCGACCGUGAACCUGGAUUGCCGAUUGGAUUUGAAGACGAUUGCGCUGCAUGCCAGGAAUGCGGAGUACAAUCCUAAGCGUUUUGCCGCGGUCAUCAUGCGUAUCCGCGACCCCAAGACCACCGCGCUCAUCUUCGCGUCGGGCAAGAUGGUCGUCACGGGUGCGAAGUCUGAAGACGACUCGCGGCUGGCGUCGCGCAAGUACGCGCGUAUCGUCCAGAAGCUUGGCUUCGACGCCAAGUUCUCCGAGUUCAAGAUUCAGAACAUCGUGGGCUCCUGCGACGUUAAGUUCCCCAUUCGUUUGGAGGGACUUGCGUACUCGCACGGACAGUUCAGCUCUUAUGAGCCCGAGCUCUUCCCUGGCUUGAUCUACCGUAUGAUCAAGCCUAAGGUUGUGCUCCUUAUCUUCGUCUCUGGCAAGAUCGUGUUGACGGGUGCUAAGGUCCGCGAGGAGAUCUACACUGCGUUCAACACGAUCUACACGGUGCUUUGCGAAUUCCGCAAGCCGUGA